Molecule: messenger RNA, 2172 nt
Organism: Stegostoma tigrinum
Lineage: Eukaryota; Metazoa; Chordata; Chondrichthyes; Orectolobiformes; Stegostomatidae
Product: gastrula zinc finger protein XlCGF7.1-like
Exons: 2
Coding region: 738-1355 (205 amino acids)
Biological process (GO): regulation of transcription by RNA polymerase II
Molecular function (GO): RNA polymerase II cis-regulatory region sequence-specific DNA binding; DNA-binding transcription factor activity
Source: RefSeq, a predicted model, not a curated record
UGCCACUGCGAUCGAAGCCUGGUGGAGUGUGGGAAGUGAAGGAGACGGUAAUUAGGAAGAAAUAGCAGAAAACGGGAGAGAUAUGGAAUCACUGUGGACUGGAAGGUUUCAUAAGUGCCAGACGUAGGCCACCAGCCUGCAUUAGAAACUCCUGGUUCAGCAUUGGUACCAAAGAGGCAAACGGCGGCCGGCCUGGCAUGUGCCACCAUCUUUUUUGGGGACGGAUUGCAGUUGGGAAGCUGAAACCAACAUCACAUGGGGAUCAAUACCAUCGGAUAGUGAACAUGGACAGAAAUAGCACCACACACGGUGAAGAGAAACUGUACACAGGCUCCGUGUGCAGGCGAGGAUUCAGCCGAUCAUCUGGCUUGCCAAAGCAUAAGUGCAGUCAGAAUGGGGUGAAACCAUGGAAAUGUGGAGAUUGUGCUAAGGAAUUCAAUUACCCAUCUCAGUUGGAAAGACAUCAACGCAUUCACACUGGAGAGAAGCCAUUCAACUGUUCUGAAUGUGGCAGAGGGUUCGCCGUCUCCAAUGAGUUGCAUGCACACUGAUGAGUUCACACUGACAAGAAUCCUUUUAAAUGUCCAGAUUGUGGGAAGUGUUAUAAAAGUUCCGGGGAAUUGAUUUCCCAUAAACUCGUCCACACUGACGAGAGACCUUUUCGAUGUUCUGACUGUGGGGCUGGGUUCAAACACUCAUCCAACCUCAUUGUACACCAGCGGGUUCACACCGGGGAGAUGCCAUUCAUUUGCUCGGAGUGUGGGAAGGGGUUCGCACGGUCGUCUCACCUGCGGCAACACCAGCAGGUCCACUCUGGGGAGAGGCCUUUUAAAUGUCCAGACUGUGGUAAGGGCUGCAAAAGCACUUGGAAACUGAUGUCCCAUCAACGUGUUCACACUGGUGAGAGACCGUUCAAGUGUCCUGUCUGCGGGACUGGAUUCGGGCAAUCGUCUAGCCUUACUAAGCACCAGCGAGUUCACAGUGGGGAAAGACCGUACAAUUGCUCAGAGUGUGGGAAGGAAUUCGUUAAUUCCUCCAACCUGCAGAGACACAGGCGAGCUCAUACUAACGAGAAACCUUUCAAAUGUCCGGAUUGUGGCAAGUGUUGUAAAAGUUCUCUGGAAGUGAUGUCCCAUCAAUGUGUGCACACAGAUGAGAGACCAUUCAAAUGCUCUCACUGUGGGACUCCGGUUCAAGCACUCAUCCAAUCUCACCGUGCACCAGCGGGUUCACACAGCGGAAAGGCCGUUCACCUGCUCCGAGUGCGGGAAGGAAUUCAUUCGGUCAUCUCAUCUCCUGCAACACCAGCGGGUUCACAGUGGGGAGAGGCCUUUUCGAUGUCCAGACUGUGGUAAGGGCUUUAAAAGUACCUGGGAAUUGAUGAGCCAUCAACGUGUUCACACUGACGAGAGACCGUUCAGGUGCUCCCGCUGUGGGAUUGGCUUCAGACAAUCGUCCAGCCUGACUAAGCACCAGCAAGUUCAUAACAACGAAAGACCGAACACUUGCUCUGAGUGUGGGAAGAGAUUUAUUGAUUCCUCCAACCUGCUGAGACACCGAGUUCACACUGACGAUCAACCUUUCAAAUGUCCAGAUUGUGGGAAGUGUUGUAAAAGUGCUUUGCAAAUGAAGUCCCAUUAAUGUGUUCACACUGACGAGAACCCGUUCGGCUGCUAUUACUGUGGGGCUUGCCUCAAGCGCUUGUCCAACCUCACUGUGCACCAAAGAGCUCAUGAUGGGAGGUGCUCACAUUUGCCUGCUCUGAACGUAGGAAGGGAUUUAUUCAGUCAUCUCACCCACGACUACACCAGCAGGUUCACAAUGAGCGGAGGCUUUUCAGAUGUUCAGACUGUGAUAAGGGCUUUAAAAGGACCUGGGAACUGAUGUCCCAUUGACACAUUCACACCAAUGAGAGACCAUUCAGAUGUUCUGUCUGUGGGACUAGAUUCAGACAAUCAACUAGCCUGACGAAACACCGGUGAGUUCACACCAGGAAAAGGUCAUUCAUUUGCACUGAGUGUGGGAAGAAUUUCACUCAUUCAUCCAACCUGCUGAGACACCAGCAAAGUCACAGUUAAUGGCUGACUUUUGCAGUUAAUAAAGGAUUGAACCUUGUUCAUCAGCGUCUGUUUCUGCUGAUGUUCAUAAACCAGCUCAGUUAUAAGUAUUAAU